AUGACGUUUGCUCUUAAGUAUUUUGUUAUUCUUCUUCUUCUGUCUAUGGUCACUCAAGGAUUGUGUGGCUGUUCUUUUGCUAACAUUCAAAUCGGAGGGGCGAGGACAGGGAGAGAAAUCUCCGGAAAACCGGAGUGGAAAAUCUCAGUGAUCAACACGUGCGCCCAACCACAGUUGCACGUGACUCUCUCUUGCGGAGGUUUUGCUCCCGUGAAGCCUGUCGAACCAUGGCUACUGCUCCAAAGAGGAAACACGUGUCUUUUGAUUAAUGGAAAUGCUAUAGCAGCUGGCGGCACGGCUCAGUUCACUUAUGCCGGGGAGCCUUACUGGUUCAGACCCGUAAGCUCCAGGGUCGGUGGUUAA
Messenger RNA from Eruca vesicaria subsp. sativa (arugula), 363 nucleotides. Lineage: Eukaryota; Viridiplantae; Streptophyta; Magnoliopsida; Brassicales; Brassicaceae. The record is from the annotation of a GenBank genome assembly.